CGCGAAUCAUUUGAUUUGAUGAAAAUCACGCCCAUUUUUCAAGAAACGAAACUUUCGUUUCGAGAUGUAACGUUAGCUCUCUAGCUCUUUUGCUCAGCAGCUACUUUCAUUGUGUGCGGAGCAUAUGAAACAUGCUCUUAAUCUGUGACUGAGGGUCAAAUACACUAUGACAUUCCACGGUGACAUGUGUGCUGAUCUUUGAAAACGCACUCCUGCACUAGACUUUACCAGAGAAUGAAGUGUCCUCAGUGCAAUCAUGUGUCUUUGGAAAAGGCACCAAACUUCUGCAGUCGGUGUGGCUGUAAGCUGAUGUCUCAGUCAAAUGAGACGGCAGCAGAAAAGCCACAAGACGAGUCUCAAACAUCCUCAAACAUUCCACACAGUACCGAUGCAGAAAUGACUGAUAUUGGUCGUGAAUCAGAAGCUUUGAAUUACCAGAUUGCCGGUGUAUCUUCAAAACGACCAAAUGAAGAUAUAAACCCUAACCCAAAGAAAAAGAAAAGAAAGAAAAAGAAGAAAAAAGCAGGUGUUGCAGAGGGGCCUUUGUCUCUGACCUCUGAUCUCUCUGAUAUAUCGCUGAAUGAUAAAGAGAAGAAAAUGGAGAAAGACCAAUCUUUUGAGAGUGAUGGCUCCUACUGCUCUGUAGAUGAUAUGCCUAAACCAGCUGAAUCAUCCUCUCAUCUGAGCCCACCAGAGAAUGAAUCCACUAGGGCAACACAACUCAGCACAACUUUACCCCAUGCUGGUGUAGAUCAGUCUGUUGAGCAGUCAAAUAGUGGCAAGGAGAGUUGUGUAGCACCUGGAAUGUUAAAAUCAUCCAAGUUAAAUUUGACCCAAGAGCCAAUCAGCACCAGCUCUGCCAAUGAUUCUCCAGCAGUGUCAGUGGGAGCAGAUCAGACAGCUGAAAAAAACAAAAUUAAAUCUAAGAAUAAGGGUCAAAAGAGCAUGUCCACAAGAGCACAGACAACUCUAGAUCAGAGUGCUACUAUGGACCAGAAUGCAAACAUAAAAAGCAGCACAGGCAAUCAAAAGGAAACAGAUCAUCAGGGCAUGGAACCACUGAAGAAUUACAGUUCCAGUGGAGAUUCAAUGAUGAAGGUUGAGCACAGUGAGAAGCAGCAGUCUGCUCAUGCUAACCAGAUGAAUCCAGAAUCCAAAAAAGUAAAUGAAAGCGGCAAUACAGAAACCAAUAAGGACAACCAAAAAAAAAAUCAGAAUGAGGAACCACAGAAAUCAUCACAGGACAUGGUGUUUGGCCCACAGAGUAAUUUAAAGAAGAAUCACAGUUCCAGUGGAGAUUCAAAGUUAAAGGAUGAGCACAGUGAGAAGCAGCAGUCUGCUCAUGCUAACCACAUGAAUCCAGAAUCCAAAAAAGUCAAUGAAGGCGGCGAUACAGAAACCAAUAAGGACAACCCAAAAAAAAAUAAGAAUGAGGAACCACAGAAAUCAUCACAGGAUAUGGUGUUUGACCCACAGAGUAAAUUAAAGAAGAAUCAGGGUUCCAGCAGAGAUGCAGCAGUGAAGGCUGUGCACAAUAAGAAGCAGCACUCUUCACAUGAAAAGAAAGAUUCUGCUGCUGACCAGAAACACAAUAAAAAUGACAAUACAAAAAGUCAGUGUGACGUGCCACCAAAAAGGAAUCCAGCAUCAGCUCAACAUAUAAGUUCCAGUGACAGACUGACAAUUUACUUUCAUGCAGUCUUGUCAAAAGACUUCAAAUUUAACCUAGAAGAAGAUCUUAUCUUCAUAAGGGCCGGUGGUUGCCUUGGUGACUGGGAAAAUAAUUUGGUCAAGCUGUCUGUGUCACGGGAUCUCGGUGAGCAUGGAUUUCUUAUCGAGGGGAAAUUUGUAUGCAAGAAGACCAGUGCAGAAGCUGUGUCCAUACCAUACAAGUAUGUUGUAUAUAAAGCAAAAAAGCAGAAGUAUGAGUAUGAAUACAUCUACAAACUGGAUUCAAAUGAAACCACCAACAGAUGUUUAUUUGUCAAACCACGUCUCCUAAAUGAUGAAGGAGAAUGGCAUCAGUAUGACGAUAUCAUCUGUGUAGAACCUUCUAAGAAUAUGUUGAAACGGCUCAAAGAUGCUUUUUGGCCUGAUCAGAGGAAAGAUGUAAUUCAGGGGAGAGAAAUCGCUGGUAUAGUCAUGCUGGAAACAAUUUUUGACCUCCUGAGAAACUGGGGCAAAAUUAACCUCUACAGCUUCUUUAGUCAGCUGCGACAGUUUUAUGAAGUUUAUGGAAACCCUUUUGUAUUUGAAAAGACAGAAAUGAAGUGGUACUCACUCAAUUACGAUGAAAAAGAUGUGAGCAAGCUUCUGAAGCAGUUCAUGCUUCAGCAGGUGACUCCAGAGUUACAGAAAGACAGCAAAGAAAGGAGUACUUUCAUCAAGGAGCCACUGAAGGCUGCUCUUAUUAUGCUCUAUGUGUGGAAACAGUAUCAUCUAGAAUUAGACAACGGGAUUCUUUCUCGUCUCUGCACUGCCCUUUGCCUGCCGAAAUUACCUAAGGAUGAGUUCCUGUCUUUCUGGGCUGACAUAAUGGAAUCAUUCUCAGUGAUAAAAAACUUGUCUGAGAUGGUGGAGGCACUGAUCCUCAGAGUGAGAGCUGCCAACAUGAUUAGAUGGAUCAUCGUAAUUCCACUACUGCAUCUUUUCAAAGGCACCUCAAAACCAUUUGAGCCAGUGUUUAUUAAGGUCAACCUACAAUUUGAGCAGAACUGGGCUGGACUGCAGGGACUCAAAUCAGCUAAUAUAACUUCCCCCGGAAGCCAAGAUAGAAGGGCGAUGUUGAAUCUCAUGGAAACACAUGGACAUUUGGUGGAGGUGGACAAACUGCUGGCCAGAUCUUGGAUGUAUCUGAUGACUGUAGAUGAGUUGGUCAAGUGCAGCUCCAUCAUCCAUGCAGAACUCUUGGACAUCCUGCAGCUUUUCACCAUGAAAUGUCCCGAUGAUAUAUGCUACAGCACUUCCACCAGUGUAGCGGAUACUCUGGCAUACAUUCAAAGUAACUUGCUCGAACAACGAUACAGUUGUCCCAGUGAGGAUUAUGGCAUUCAGUGUGUACAAGCAACAUGUAAACUUCUAGAGAAGAUCUGCAAAAGAAUUCAUUACUACAGUCAUGCACAAAAUUUCACUGAUAUUCCUGUUGCUUGCAUGAACCUAGUGGCCUCCGUGUCAGGAUUUGCCCAGGCGAGACAACAAGCUGACACUUUUCCUGAGAAGACUCUUGUGUUACUCAAUGAGGCCAAGAAAUCUGUGAGGACAUGGAUCAGACAAACUUUCAAAGGCAGACUUUUAGACAGUAGCUAUAUGUCGGCUGUCAGCUUCACAAAAGAGAUUGAGGAAGAUCAUCUCGAUCAAAUUGAGGUUUAUUGCUCAAAGAUUGGGAAACUUAAUGGCUGCCAGCCUUAUUUGGUGGAUAGUGUAGAGAAGUGUGCUCUCCAGGCUGUUACCACAAUAUGCCAGACUAAAUCUGAGGGAAAACUUUUUGAGAGAUUCAAUAAAUUGCGGAUUAACUGGAAAUUUGGAAAGCUUGUAUCUACCAUCAUCCUAAAGUCCUGGCCAAAAGAUGACACGGGAACCUAUCUGCAGGAAGAAGAAGUUGUUCUCAAACAUCUUCUGGGCUGGACUGCAGCUAAGAAUAUCUUUCAGCUUCAUGGUGCUGAUGAAAAACUGAUCGAUCAGCUUACUAACGAGGCUAAAGAGAAAUUUGCCAUGGCAACCUCAUUAUUCGCAAACAUUUUAAAUCAAGUCAUAACAGGAAAAAUAACGAUAAAGCUACUCAAUCACAUACUGCAAAAGAGGAGUGCUUUCUUUGAGCUGCUUAAUUUAGACUGUUUUUGUGAAAAUGAACAAUACAAGGACACCAUUGCCACGAGGAGACUUCUUCAGUCUAGACAAGAGGAGGUGAAGGCUAUUGGUCAUGAGAGAGCAUUGGUAAAUGCUCUCAUAACAAUGUGCCGCAAUCUGCAAGAGCAUGUGAUGGUUGAUUUUGAAGGGUUGGAAGAAAAGCAGAAAAUUUACAUUGAUGAGAUGUACCUGGACGAGUUUAUGGAAGUUCAUUCAUUAAAUCAGAUCCCCUCUGAAAUGUCGGGAGUAGUCACCUACUUUGACCUUGAAGAUGAUGUUCGAUCAAUGGCAGAGGUUCUAAACAGCUAUAAAGACAGCUACAUUUUCAAAACGUGUUGGGUGAAACAGACAACUUUGUUUGUAGAGAAUGCUAAAGAUGAUGGAAUUAUUCCUUCAGAGGAGGAAUUGGUUAUCACACUCGAAGAUCUUUAUAGUGAAAUAUUUGAACCAUGUUAUGAUGCCUACAAAAACAUAUACACAAGGCUUAAAGAUGGUAGCAUAACGUUUGAAGAAGUUGAUGUAACAUUCAAAGCCUACCAGGGAAAAUAUGAUGAACUGGAAGUAGAAGUUGCAAUUAUAUGCAAACUGAAUCGCAAUGAUGACCAACGCUGGGUCCAGACACGAAUCCAACAGAUCGAGCAGUACCAUGAGCUCCAUCUGGCAGUAGAGGCAGCUCAGGUGGUCAUGAUGGUCAAACAAACACUCGGACUACAAGGAGACUUUCAAGUUUUGGAGAAGUUGCUUGUUACUACACACUUGGAUUUUAAACAGGAGCGUCUUGACAGCAUAGACAAUGAGUUGAUGCAGGCAAAAACUGUGCUUGUGGACAUCACAGAGUCCCGUAGACUGUGCCUUAAAGAGCUUGGCCUCAGAAAGAAUUUUGUUAUUUGGGUUAAAGAGGCUCUUGAAGACAUAAAUGAGUUGAAAGUCUUUGUGGAUUUGGCUUCCAUCUCUGCCGGAGAGAAUGAUUUGGAUGUGGAUCGUGUGGCCUGUUUUCAUGAUGCAGUUCGGGGCUACUCCUCAAUGCUCUAUGAUUUGAAGCCAGAUGCUGGCUUCAAGCACUUUAAAGAAAUGCUGAAGAAACUAUGGAAGGCACUUAACAAUGAUCCCAACCUCCCAAAGAAAUUGUGUGACUCUGCAAGACACAUAGAAUGGUUGAAAACAGUCAAGGAGAGUCAUGGGUCAGUGGAGCUGUCAUCUCUAUCUCUGGCAUCGGCUAUCAACACAAAAGGCAUCUACAUUAUCAGUGCACAAAAUCAAAAGAAGUUGUGCUUAGAAGAUAUUCUGAAGCUACAUAUUAUGGAAGAGCAUGAUGAGGGCUGUGAGAGGCGUAUCUAUUCUCUGGAAGACCUCAGAGAUCUUCAGAAUAAAUUGAUGCUAAUGUCUGGCAAAGGAGAUCAGGGGCAGUGUGAAGUCGAUCAGUUUUCAGAGGUCUUUGCCAGUGUACAGAGGUUGGGCUCUGUAUUCAUUGAUUUGUUUGUCGCUGGAAAUCCAUUGUUCAGACACUGGGAGGCAAACAUCAACUGUAAUAGUAAAGAAGCAUGCAUCAUUAUGGACUUCAAUUUAGGGAAUGUUGUCAAUGUCAUCAUGGUGGAAGGUGAUGUCACAGAACAGUUACCGGAAGUCUGUAAGAAAAUGGAGAGCUGCCUAUGCUUCUGGAAAGAUUUUAUGGACAAACAGAGAUCUCAGCAUUAUUUCCUAAACUAUUACACUGCAGAACAGAUAGUCUACCUGUGCCAUCAGCUCGCCCAGAGCAAUGUGGCUACAAUGGAAGAUCAAGUUCUUAUGAUGCUCUCCUUUAUCAAACCUAAUUGUACCACUUCAGGUUUGAGACAGGCUUGGCACAGGCUUCAGUAUGAAGUAAUUAAGAAGGGUCCUGAGCAAAAUUAUGACUUAGACUUUCAAACUUUCAUGGAAGUAUCCAGUAUGAUGGAGAAUGUGAGUAUUGAGAAGCCAUGCCUAUUGUUUGAUGACUUGACAAGCCAGUUGGGGGAUGCUAUUGGGUCAAAAAAGCUAGAUGUGAUUUGGAAUGCUUACAUGCGGAACAUGAACAAUUUUCUGCCAGACUCCCUUGAUGUCAGAAAUCUUGGAUAUCUACUUAAAAUUUUGGCCAACAGCCCCAGCGAACACAAGAGUGAUUCCUCACAGGAUGAGAGAACACAGUACAUUCAAAGAGAACUUCCAAAUGGAAUGGCUACUGGAAGACCAAAUCUAAUCAUCUGCCCUCCUGAAGAAAUUCUGAUAGCUUGCAUUUCAAUUUAUAUGAGCAGCAAGAAUGAGCCUCUACCAACCUAUGAUGAAGUACUCCUCUGUAGUGCUUCCACUCCAUAUGAAGAAGUGGAACUUUUCCUCAGGCGCUGUCUCUUUGCUGGCUACAGGGGAAAGAAGAUAUACACAAUGCUCUAUGUGGACCAACUUACCUAUGAAGUCAGCUACAAAGUAGAGCAAUUUUUUCAGCAUCAAAAUGCACGGAGCAGAAAAGAUUACAGGCUUGUGUUGGUCUGCAGCUCUAACAGAGAAAAUGCAUACCUUCCUUCAGCUUUUAGUCAAUUUAGAUUGCACUUAAUUCCCCAAGAACCAAUAGUCAGUAUUCAGCGAUACCUUGUUAGGCAUUUUACAGUACCAGCUGAUAUAUCCAGUGCUGCUGCUGUGUUCAAAGACAGACAGUGUGUGGGAAUCGUAUCUUCAGAAAGAUCAGGAGUUGGAAAAUCACUAUACAUUAAACGAAUGUAUGAGAAAUUGAAGAAGAUCACAAAGAAGCCUUCACAGCUGAAGUGCAUCAGAUUAAUUGAGCCAAGAGUUGAUGAAAAUGUCAUCCUUCAGUCCUUGCUCAACAGCCCCAAGAAAAAGCUUUCAGUCUAUCAUUUAGAUGUCACCACCAUGGUAAAGAAAGGACUUCAUGAAUUUCUGUUCAGGCUGCUGAUCCUUGGAUACCUUAUGGACUCAGAAGGAAACAUGUGGAAAAGCAGUAAUAAGCACUUGUAUGUCAUCGAGAUACUAAGACCUAGGACAUCCCAAAAUGAUCGAAGAGCUGGUGCAAAAGUUCCAUCUGCCUUCUUGGAUGUGUUUCCAAGUGUCUACUGCCGUCCACCCAAAGAGGUCCUUGAGUUAGAAAUGAGAAUGCAGGAAGAUCCAUCAUUAGAACAGGGUGAUGAUCCUCUAAUGGAUGACCAAGAGUUCCAGAGUGAGGCCUACCAACGGCCUUAUCAGUACCUGCAUCGUUUCUACAAUGGUGUCAAUUUGGAUGCUUUCGUGUACCAAGGAAUUGAGGGAACUCAUGUUGAAUGCCUGCAGAUGUUGUUUGUGUACUGUGGCAUUGUAGACCCCUCUUGGGCAGAGUUGCGGAAUUUCGCUUGGUUCCUGAACUUACAGCUUUGGGAUUGUGAAAGAUCGGUCUUCUGUGAUUUUUCAUUCAUAGGGGACACUCUGUUGGGAUUCAAAAAUGUUGUUGUUGAUUUCAUGAUUGUCAUGGCAAAGGAUUUCGCCACUCCUUCACUUAGCAUCUCUGACCAGAGUCCUGGGAGACUGCACAAUGACCUUUCUUCUGCCAACGAAGAGGAUCUGGCUCCCUUUAGGAUAAGAAAACGAUGGGAGUCAGAACCACAUCCAUAUAUUUUCUUCAAUGAUGACCAUGAGUCCAUGACAUUCAUUGGCUUUCAUCUUCAGCCAAAUGCACAGAAUGGGAUUGAUGCGAUUGAUCCAUCAACAAACAGAGUGAUCAAGCAGAACAUCAUGACCAGAGAGCUCUAUGAGGGCCUCAAACUACAGAGAGUUCCUUUUAAUAUUGAUUUUGACCAGCUCCCAAGAUGGGAGAAAAUUGAGAGACUUUCCAGGGUGUUGGGAAUACAGUGGCCUCUUGACCCAGAUGAAACAUAUGAGCUCACCACAGAUAACAUGUUGAAAAUGUUGGCAAUUCACAUGCGCUUCCGCUGUGGGAUUCCUGUAAUAAUCAUGGGUGAGACAGGAUGUGGGAAAACCAGGCUAAUCAAAUUCCUUUGUGAGAUGCACAGAAGUGGAGUUUACACUGACAACAUGAAACUAGUCAAGGUUCAUGGAGGGACAAGCUCAGACAUGAUUUACACCAAAGUGAGAGAAGCAGAGGCCAUGGCAUUAAGAAACAAGCUGGAUUAUGGGUUUGACACUGUGUUGUUUUUUGAUGAAGCAAACACAACGGAGGCCAUUAACAGCAUUAAGGAAAUCCUUUGCGACAACACUGCUGAGGGGCAGGAUUUGACAGGUGACACUGGCUUGCAAAUCAUUGCCGCUUGCAACCCAUACAGGAAACACACAGAUGUAAUGAUCAAGAGAUUGGAGUCAGCUGGUUUGGGAUACAGAGUUCGUGCUGAGGAAACAGAUCAAAAACUUGGAUCCAUUCCACUUCGCCAGCUAGUGUACAGAGUGCAGGCCUUACCACCUAGUAUGAUUCCACUAGUUUGGGACUUUGGACAGCUCAAUGACCAUACUGAAAAAAUGUACAUCAAGCAAAUAGUCGAAAGGGUAGCUGAAACCCAUUCCAUUGAUUCAGACUACAUCACAACCAUUACAAAUGUUCUGUCAGCCUCACAGAAGUAUAUGCGAACAAGACAGGAUGAAUGUAGUUUUGUGAGUCUGAGGGAUGUAGAGCGCUGCAUGCAAGUUUUUGGCUGGUUCUACAAAAAUCACCCAAUAUUACUCUCAGAGCUUGACCAGUUUGAGAGUAAUCAGAGGGCAGAGAAAAACGAUCAACAUCAGAGGGAUACUGAUGAAAGAAACCCAAUUCUUUGGUCAUUAAUUAUGUCUGUUGGUGUAUGUUACCAUGCUUGCUUGGAGGAAAAAGAGAAAUACAGAAAAAAAAUGUGCAGGUACCUUCCAGAGACCUACACCCCAAUGAAAGUGAUGCAAGAAAUCUCAGUUAUUCAGGAUCUUUUUCUGAGUGGUGUUCCACUGGGUGAAAACAUUGCCCGAAACAAUGCCUUGAAGGAAAAUGUCUUCAUGAUGGUGAUUUGCAUUGAAUUACGAAUACCUCUCUUUUUGGUUGGAAAACCUGGAAGCUCCAAGUCCUUGUCUAAAACUCUGGUUGCAGAUGGCAUGCAAGGCCAAGCAGCCCAUUCUGAUCUGUUUAGAAAACUAAAGCAGAUUCAUCUUGUUUCCUUCCAGUGCAGUCCUCAUUCAACACCAGAUGGUAUCAUCAAUACAUUCAAGCAAUGUGCCCGUUUUCAGGAAGGCAAGAAUCUAUCAGAGUAUGUCUCAGUGGUAGUUCUAGAUGAGAUAGGCUUGGCUGAGGAUUCCCAGAAAAUGCCUCUGAAAACUUUACAUCCUUUGCUGGAAGAGGGAUGCAUAGAUGAUCAGCCGGUACCACACAAGAAGGUGGGAUUCAUCGGUAUCUCGAACUGGGCUUUGGACCCAGCCAAAAUGAAUAGAGGGAUAUUUGUUUCACGUGGUGAUCCUGAUGAAAAGGAGUUGAUUGAGAGUGCAAAAGGAAUAUGUUCCUCGGAUGCCAUGAUCCUUGAAAGGGUGAGAGAUUACUUUCAGCCAUUCGCCUGUGCUUACCUGAACAUCUGUAAGAAACAGGGAAAAGGGUUUUUUGGCCUGCGAGACUAUUACAGCUUGAUAAAGAUGAUGUUUGCCGUUGCCAAAGCGAAUGAUCAGAAACCUAGUGCAGAGCAGAUUGUGAAGGCUGUGCUGAGGAACUUCAGUGGCAAAGAUAAUGUUGAUGCGGUCACAGUUUUCACCAACAGACUAAAUAUCAAACCCAAGCUUGAGACUAUCAGUGCCAUUGAGCUUGUAAGAGAGAACAUCACAGCCAUUGGACAAGAUGAGGAAUGCAGAUACCUUCUGGUUCUUACCAAAAACUAUGCAGCCCUUCAAAUUCUUCAGCAAACAUUUUUUUCAGACCAGUACCAACCAGAGAUUAUCUUUGGUUCAAGCUUUCCGAAAGAUCAGGAGUAUACUCAGAUAUGCCGCAACAUUAACCGUGUCAAGAUCUGUAUGGAAACUGGUCAAACCGUUGUGCUUUUGAACUUGCAGAACUUGUAUGAAAGCUUGUAUGAUGCCCUCAACCAGUAUUACGUUAGCCUGGGAGGUCAGAAAUAUGUGGAUUUGGGUCUUGGAACCCACAGAGUCAAAUGCAGAGUGCACAGAGAUUUCAGGCUCAUUGUCAUUGAAGAGAAGGACAUUGUGUACAAGCAGUUUCCCAUUCCAUUGAUCAACAGAUUGGAGAAACAUUAUCUUGACCUCAAUACUGUACUAAAGAGUGAGCAAAAUGACCUUGUUGAGAAGCUUGAACAGUGGGUUCAAUGCUUCAUUUCUGUUAGAGGCAAGCAUUCAAUUGCUCCCCAAGCACGCCAUUACCUUCCAGCUGAUGCUUUCAUUGGCUACCACUCGGACACUUGUGCAUCUGUUGUACUGCAAGUUACAGAGCAACUCAAAGGGCAGGAGCUCUCAGAUCCUAGAAAAGUGAUCUUAGAUGAGGCUAAAUUGAUCCUUUUAAACUGUGCAACACCAGAUGCUGUGGUUCGGCUGGACUGCACUUCGCUCUCCAAUGUAGAAAGUGAGCACUUGUCAAGGGUAUACUUUGAAGAUCAGAAGCACAGUUCCCUUGCUGACUUCAUCCUUUCUCACACACAGCAAGCAGGGCCUAGCCAUGCCUUUUUCACAGAGGUGACUACAUUCUCAAGGCUUCUGACCUCUGCAGAAACUGAACAGCUACAGAACGUAGUUCAAAACAUAGAGCUCCUCUCACUUCAGCAAUUUGACACGGAACACUCAUUCCUCAAGAAAAUCAAGAACUAUUUGGAAAACACUACUGGGGACAAGAUACUUAUCAUCCAAACCGAUUUUGAUGAAGGCUCCCAAAGGUUAAAUGUCAUUGCUUCUGCAAAGUAUUCUUCUAUCAAUGAAAUCAACAAAUUCAGAAAAGAGGACAAUCAAAAGGUUUUUGUGUACUUCAUCACUAAACUACCCAGAAUGGACGGUGGAACUUCCUACAUUGGGUUUAAUGGCGGGCCAUGGAAAUCAGUCCACAUUGAUGACCUCAGAAGAUCAAAAGAUAUUGUCUCUGAUAUAAAAGCCUUGCAAUGUCUGACCAUUAGCCAGUUGUUUAAAGAGGAAGCAGAUGAGCCUGAAGCUAUGGAGGUUGAGGAGAUGUACAUGGAAGAAGAAGAAAAGAUGGAGCUAGAAGACAAUACUGGCUGGAAGUAUGUUUUGGACACCACAGCACUAGUGCGAAGCUGUGUUCAGAGUGCAGUUGGCAUGCUAAGAGAUCAGACAGAGGCAAGCACCCGUAGCACCAAGAGAGUAGAGAUUCUGCUAAUGCUCUUGGCUGACAACCAGACUCUACACGCUGAAUUUCUAAAAACUUUAAAGAAGCGACUUCAUUUUCUGUUGAUGACUCAUGAAGAAAACACAAUCUCUGCCAAGAGCUGGGUCUCAAAGGAAGCACUAAAUACUGAUGCGUUGCAAGAAGGUGGGACUUUUAGACAUGCCCUGUGGAGGCGAGUUCAAGCAGUAGUAACUCCCUUCUUGGCGCAACUUGUUUCAAUUAUUGACCGUGACUGCAAUCUAGACCUCUUGCUGGAUAGAAACUCUGAAGAAUCUUUGAAGAAACUGUGGUUGGACGUUUUUGGAGAUUUCAAGUUACUAAAUGUUCCUUACACAAGAGUGAAAAGCAAUUCAGAGAUGAAGACAAUCUUGGUUCAGAACUACAUUGCAAUUGACAGGAGCAUGGGUUGCACCUUGCCUUUCAGCUGGAGGAUUAAAGAUUAUCUUGAGGAACUCUGGGUGCAUGCUUUGCAGCGAGAAGGACACACUAUAAAGCAAUUUGAAGAGAUCUUUUGGAAGACGCCCUUGGGCAGGUACAUCUCUGAAGCAACUCAAGAGAUGCAGAUGGAGUUUUUCCACAGGUAUCUCCAAGAUUUCAUCUCCAUAACCAUGAAUGUAACAUCAGAGGUGGAUCUCAAGCUCUUACGGGGAGCCCUUACUUGUGGUGUACAUGAGCUUAGAGGCAGUCAGGAAGCACAUGAGAGUGAAGUCAUUUCUCUGGCAUGGGUUCAUGCUGCCUACCACCAUUUCAAGAACAGAAUACAGAACCUCUACAGGAUGAUCAGUAUAGAGCCUCAGAUUGCUCAGAUGCUAAUUGAUAACAGAUAUGCCAGAGAGGGCAUAGAAUUGGUGUUAGAUAUGUAUGCUGCUGUGGCCUGUAUUGAAUAUCUGGAGCCCCAGACUCUAGAUGGAGAUGUUCAGAGUCUGGCCUGGCUUAGACGUGUAAAAAAACUACAGGUGCCAAUUGAGCUGGUCUGCUGUGAGGAGAGCCUACGCCACUAUGGAGAGAAAAGAAAACAGAUGGUCACCCACAUCCAACAUGGCUGGCGUCGCAUUUGUUCUCUGGCCUUGUUUGUCGAGCACAUGCUGCUGGGUGUUGGAGAUGUGAGGUUGAAACUCAGGCCACUAGUUGUGGAACACACUCGACGUCUAGCACAAGUCUUAGAGCAGGACUCAAACCUCAAAAAGAGGCAUCCGUUUGAGGCAGUGAUCACCAUACUCAAAGCCUGCAAAGAUGGAGCAUCUCAAAGCAUUUUCAGGUUUGGCAUUCAACUUUGUCCAGUGUGCAUGGGAGACCCUCAGGACCCUUUGAGUCUGCCCUGUGACCAUAUCUACUGCCUAACCUGUAUCAAACAGUGGCUGGUGCCUGGCCAGAUGCACUGCCCUCUGUGUGUACAGGAAGUGCCUGAUGGCUUUGAUCUCAAGGCCUCUGAUGAAAUACGGGAUCUCAUUAGUCAAAAUGCGUUGUUCAGAAUACGAUGCAAUGCUUUCUUCAUUGAUCUGGUCACCACUGUGUGCUUCAAGGACAACACUCCUCCCAGCAGAGACAUCAUCCUCCACCUGUUGUCCCUCCUGAUGGUAGAGUCCUGCUCACUCCCUCAGAUCAGAGGGCGAGACCGGAGGUUCUUGACUAAGGCUCUUUCUCCCUUUGAUGACUCUGUCGAUAAAAAUCCAGUGGUGCGUUCAGUGGUGCUAAAACUCCUGCUCAAGUACAGCUUUGAUGAUGUCAAGAACUAUCUUCAGCAACAUCUGACAGAAGUUGAGCAAAGCAACAUCAUUGAGGAGACUGAUAAAACCGAGCUUUAUUCCUUGUACAUAAACUGUUUAGAGGACUCAAUGUAUGAUCGAACACAGUGGCAUUCUGUGGCGGAGCAGCAGGCCUGUUUACAGGAGGAAACUCAUUUUCUACUGGAGUUCCUUCACUCUGAUGCUGUGUCUACACACACUGCAUCUAUAGAGCACCUGCAGCGCAUGGCCAGAGUUCGACUGUGCCUGGAUAUGGCUGCUGGCCUGCUAAUGAAUAGAUUGACAAGUGCUGGUGUACACGAUGAUCCUUCAGCUUUUAUCCCAGCGUUUUUGGACAGUGUGGUUGAUCUAUGCUGCCAGAGCAGGAAUGACUGGUACAGGAUUUACCUCAUCCGAAAGAUCUGCAGUCUUCAUGGGGUUGAAUAUGUCCAGAAACUUCUGCCACAGGAAGGGUUCAAGUGGCUGUUUCCUCAGGAGAUUCUUGAGUCGAAUCAAGAUGACAGUCAAAUUGACCAGUAUCUAGCAUGUGGAAUGGACUACAAAACUAUUCGAGAUGCAGUAGCCAAAGGCAUACUAGAUUGCAACAUGAACGGAAUACAGAAAGCUAUUAAGGAUUGCAACUGCACACCCAUGAAGAAAGCUGUUUAUCUGCUACUGGCUUUGUUCAGAGAAGUCACCUCCCUGUACAGAAGUGGAAACCCCAACAUGCACCCUAAAGCUGAGCAAUGUGCUGGCCUUGAAGAUUUUAUCAGAAGCUCAGAUGUCUUCAUCAAUAAUGAAAUGAGAGCAUUUGCUCAAGCGCUGGUGAAAAAUAAUCUGCGUGCUCUGCAUGUACAACCACAGACGUCAGGCAGAGAAUUUAUGCUGUUAGAGGUCACAGUUCACAUGGCUGCAGUCCUGCUGUGUGGAAAUCUGCUUUUACUUCAGCCACUGCAGCGGCUGGCACUGUCCCCAAACAACAUGAUGGCUUCUUUCAUCCCAACUAUGCCUGAUGACAUGUUGGCAAUUGCCCAGCAGGCCAUGGGACAACUUCAGUGGUAUUUCUGCCCUAAUGGUCAUCCAUGCACUGUUGGUGAGUGUGGUCGACCCAUGGAGGUUGGUCGGUGUCCGGACUGUAAUGCACCAAUAGGUGGCACCAACCACAAUCCUGUUCAAGGCUUCCAAGCCAUGCAGAUACAAGGGGACCGUACUCAGUCGGGACACAUUCUGGGUGAUGCACAGCGGCGUGACCAACCUGACAUGCAGGACACUAAGAAUAUGUCACCUGCCCCCUUCGCUCUUCUCAGACUGCUCACACACGUGUCCAUGCUGCUGGGAGGUCAAAACAAUCCACAGAGUGUCAGGCAGAUCAUCAAGCCUGCUGUGCUGGAUCCUGGUCCAUUCCUGAUGGCCCAUCUUUUGAAAGACAUGGAGCAGCUGAGCAGAGCUCUAGACAAAGGGCUGGAUGAUACAGUCGGUACAAUCCAUUUGACCAUCCACAGUCUACUGGAUCCCCAUCAGUCCAGCCAGUGGCCUGUUCCUUAUGACCCAAACCUUUUCACUAAAGAUGCAAGAAAUGGAUGGGAAAAUGCCAUGAAUACUGACGUUAUCACACAUCAGCUGAAGGUUUUGGAGCUUCAGCUAAAGGAAGUGAAUGCCUUCAUCAGGAAAGAUGAGCGAGUGUCUUCUAAUCCAGUGAUGAAGUUGACAUUUGGGGAACCAGGGCUGUUCCUGCGCUCUCUGCCCCAGAACUCCCUCAUCCAUAAUUCAUCCAUCUGGAGCUGCAGGAGGAAGGUCUCAAUGUUGAGUCUGACCCACAUUGUGGAGCAAAACAGUGGCCGGGACACCUUGCCAGUGCUCUGGAAGUUCCUUCAGAGGGAAGCAGAGCUACGGAUGGUACGGUUCCUUCCGGACAUCUUGGUUCUCCAGAGGGAUUUGGUAAAGAUGUUCCAUAACAUGACAGAGCUUAACCACAACACCAUUGGCGAGUUCCUACAAAAUCAGAAAGCAGCUUCACUCACUGCUUGGUAUGAAAAGCGCAUAAACAUUUUUAUAUCAACUUGGAACCAAAUCAGGGUAUCUCUGGCUACCACAGGAGAGAUAAAGCUGCCGGACGAUUACACCCGGGAGGAACUGGGUCUGGACGCAGACCUGCAGGUUCUGCUGCCGCAAAGAAGCGGCCUGGGCCUGUGCUCCACUGCCCUCGUCAGCUACCUCAUCACCCUACACAACGACCUUAUCUACACUGUUGAAAGAUACACUGGAGAGGAGUCUGGUUACACGGUAAGCCCAGCUGACCUGACAGAGCUGCACGUGAUCCGUUAUGAGUAUGAGCGGGAUCUUCUGCCUCUGGUGCUGUCCAACUGCCAAUAUAGGAUGGAGCGUGGGCAGGAAACCCUGGAGGACUACGACCUACCCAAGAUUCAGCAGCAGAUCCUCACCCGUUUUCUACAGGGCAAACCACACAUCACCCUUAAUGGUAUUCCGACACUGGUGAACAGACAAGACAGAAAUUAUGAGAUCAUAUUUAAAGAUGUUAAGGGCAAAGUUCAACAAGAGUUGUUGCAGCCUCUGACACAGUACGACCUUGUGAAGGAGCUGCAGUCCUACAGUGACGUGUGUGAGGCCCUGUCCACAGUUGAACUGGCCAUGGGUUUCCUCGCCAUGACGGGGGGAGAGCCACACAUGCAGCUGGCCACUUAUUUGAAGGAGGUGCUGCAGAUGACUGACCACAUGGCCCCACAUGUCUUCAAGGCAUUAAGUAGGUGCAGCCUGAAACACUGUGUGGUGUUGUGGCAGCUGCUCAGCUCUCUGAAAUCAGAGACAAUGCUACGUCUGAAGAGGGACCCGUUUGUGGGCAUCAGCAAAGAGUACAAACAUCCUUUGCUGGAAGAACACAAGAUACUGCUCACUAGUUUUUUCACAAAGUCCAGCGCUGAUGCCUUCCUGUUGGAGAUGCAUGAGUUUCUGCUUUUGGUCCUGAAGAACCCAAAAGCCAUGGACACCUUUAGGCCUGACUGGGGUCUUAAAGACACUGUUGUGUCCUACAUGGAGCGUAAAGAUCUGGGCAUUCCUCUUGAGGUGGAUGAGUUCUUCCCUGAAGAGAUCCUGCUCUCACAAUACACCGACACAUGGAAGUUCUCUGUUCUUCUCAGACAAGAAAGAAACCAAAGAUAGAUUCUGGAUGAAGUACUUCUGUUGUCUUACCCAGUCACUCUCAUAUCAGGGAAAACUUUGAUUUGAUUUACAAAUGACAUCAGUACAGACAUUUAAAAAUAGUGCCUUUUGUGCACCUGAGGAACAGUAUGCAGCACAGUAUGCUGCUGCAUAUUUGCUUCUUUAUAUACAGCACUUUAUACUGUAAUAUUGCUUGAAUGGUUUUGGGACCGUAAUAUUGUACAAUCUGUCAAAGUAAUCUCUCGGAUAGUUAGCAAGUACAAUACAACUUAUUAUAAAGUAUAAAAAGUUCAAAACAAUAAAAUACUUUUCUGUAAUUUUUUUGUUUUGUUUUUGAAGUUGCUAACAGUUGUUUAACUAUUCCUUCUUUAUUUGUUUACUUGUUACUUUAAGAUACAUGCACUCAUUUGAACUGUUGUGAACUGUUGAUUGUUGAAAUAUGCACUCCACAUCAUGAGCCCAGACCUGGGGCCCGUUCUCCGUACCUCGCUUAAUACAUCUGAAAUGAUUUGAAAGAUACCAGAUCUUCUAAUCGUGAUAACUGAUCUCUGGCUAAUUUGGUUCUUCAAACGAAUUCGUGGAUUUUAUUAAAAUAUCUGGAUUAAGUUGUCUACUGCGCGUUCUCGUGUCCCCCGUAAAGGGAUGUAUCAAUACUCGAAACCACGAUCAGCAAUGCAGCGAUUGGCUGGUGGCAAGACAGCAACGUAAUGACAUCAUAUAAUCAAAAAAAGCGAAAUUUCUGGACCUUAAAUGUGCAUAUGUUAUUUUAUUCUUUUAUUUUUAAUGUGAUUCCCAAUUUUUAUGUUCACGAUUUCUAGUAUUUGAACACAGGCUUUACAUUUUUAUUUCAAUGAUGCAAUUAGCAAUUAAUGUAAUUUUAUCUUUGAAGCAGAUU
Sinocyclocheilus grahami is the source of this 16942-nucleotide messenger RNA. Its product is annotated as E3 ubiquitin-protein ligase rnf213-alpha-like. Gene Ontology annotation, molecular function: metal ion binding; ubiquitin-protein transferase activity; ATP hydrolysis activity. Lineage: Eukaryota; Metazoa; Chordata; Actinopteri; Cypriniformes; Cyprinidae. Gene Ontology annotation, biological process: sprouting angiogenesis; negative regulation of non-canonical Wnt signaling pathway; ubiquitin-dependent protein catabolic process. The transcript has 69 exons. The record is from RefSeq and is a predicted model, not a curated record. Bases 235 to 16047 code for a protein of 5270 amino acids. Gene Ontology annotation, cellular component: membrane; cytosol; nucleolus.